CCACGUGGAAGCACAAGGUAACUUUUUUCCCCCCCUGUGGCCUGGCUGUUGUAGCUUCAUAGUGCGUCCUCCGCCGCUGUCAGUGACACAACAAGCAACUUUUCCACCUCUCGUCAGUCCACCCGGUGUUUGUGACAAGAUGUCAGCGGGAGGUCAGACCACCAGGAGCCGGGAAAUCCCAGCCGUGAGACGGAUCGCCAUCCACGACGCUGCCCACAUGCCCCAGGACUACUCCACGACCCCCGGAGGGACUCUGUUCAGCACCACGCCUGGAGGUACCAGAAUCAUCUACGACAGGAAGUUCCUCCUGCAGUGUCGGACGUCUCCUCUGACCCGUACGCCUCCCAACCUGCCUGACAUCCCAGGAGUCACCAGGCCGCUCAAACCCAACGACUCUGCUGACGUAAACCAGCCCGAACAGACACCGAGCACUAACACUGACCACAACCUGCACACAGAGGAGGAGAGCGCAGGAGAAGAUGCCCAGUUUGAAAUGGACAUCUGAAGAGAGGCAGCAACGAGGAUAAAAAUAAUUUUUGACAUGUUCAUUGUUUUCGUUUACUGGGAUAAAUCAGUAGAAUUGAGAAGCCUAAUCUUACUAAGCUGUGUAAUCUUUCAGAUUUGUUCUGAAAACAAGAUGGUGUUUUUUGUUUUGUUUUUUUGUAAAACCUAAUAUGUGUUUAAAUAUCAGACUCUUAUCAAACAACACUAACUGAUGCAUAAAAGUGUUUCCUCACUUUGUUUGACAUAUUUGACAAGUAAGUCAAAGUUUUGCUAAAAUUAAACUCUUAAUAUUUUAUGUGUUAGACAUUUGACAACUUAAAAAACAUGUAUUUGAAAUGGUCAAUGUUAUACAAAUAAAAAACUGAUAUUAUGA
Molecule: messenger RNA, 877 nt
Organism: Lates calcarifer (barramundi perch)
Lineage: Eukaryota; Metazoa; Chordata; Actinopteri; Centropomidae
Product: eukaryotic translation initiation factor 4E-binding protein 1
Exons: 3
Coding region: 140-505 (121 amino acids)
Biological process (GO): negative regulation of translational initiation
Cellular component (GO): cytoplasm
Molecular function (GO): eukaryotic initiation factor 4E binding
Source: RefSeq, a predicted model, not a curated record